Molecule: messenger RNA, 1501 nt
Organism: Cyprinodon tularosa
Lineage: Eukaryota; Metazoa; Chordata; Actinopteri; Cyprinodontiformes; Cyprinodontidae
Product: doublesex- and mab-3-related transcription factor A1-like
Exons: 2
Coding region: 147-1418 (423 amino acids)
Biological process (GO): sex differentiation; regulation of transcription by RNA polymerase II
Cellular component (GO): nucleus
Molecular function (GO): DNA-binding transcription factor activity, RNA polymerase II-specific; RNA polymerase II cis-regulatory region sequence-specific DNA binding
Source: RefSeq, a predicted model, not a curated record
UCGGUUUCAUGUCAAACCACCUGGUGAAGGGGCUCUUAAGGCGCGCAGGAUUAGAGUGCCAACGCACCACAGACUUCACUCUCUGAAAGAGGCCUCCAAGACAAGUCCGUGUUGAUUUUUGGAGAGAUUUCAGCAGAGAAAUCUGUAUGGAGAGCAGAAUCAGGCCGCUCGCCAUGGCAGGACAUCCCGCCAGCCCGUUGGGAGGCCUCCCGAUGUCCCCUUCCCUCUUGCGCCACCCACCUCUCUUUCUCCGUGCCUGUAACCCCGCGCUGGAGAGGGGCUACCCGAGGACCCCGAAGUGCGCCCGUUGCAGGAACCACGGGGUAGUCUCGGCGCUGAAGGGCCACAAGCGAUUCUGCAGAUGGAGAGACUGCGUGUGCGCAAAGUGCACCCUGAUCGCGGAGCGGCAGCGGGUGAUGGCGGCGCAGGUGGCGCUCCGGAGGCAGCAGGCGCAGGAGGAGAACGAUGCGAGGGAGAUCCGGCUCCUGUACCCGCCCACGGGCAUCGAAGGGCAGCCGGGGAUCAGCCAGGGGUCGGCUGUAGGGCGAGGGGUGCCAGCAGCGAGCUGCAACACUCCACCAGCUCCAAGCUUUGACGUUUUUGGUGCUCAAAACUAUAAAGGCGAUGAGAAAGUGAGCAAAUACAGCAUUUACAGCGGAUUUCUGGGUCAGCCGCUCUUUGCUUCCCAGAAUGCUCGAGUUCUCUCCCCAGUUGACAGGAAGGAGGCGUCUCCCAGCAAGGAUAACAGCUCCUCGCUUGCCAGCGAUUGUGGGAGUCCAUCACCGCCGUCUGACCGGCUGUCUGAUCACGCUCAGAGUCCGCAGAGGUCGCUUCCCUCCUCUGAUCCCGAGUCUGGGAGCGAGUCUGAGAAACCCAAGGAGUUGUCACACCUGGACCGUGACCCUGCUGACUUCAUGGCCAAGAUCUUCCCUCAUCAGAAAAGGGACACCCUGGAAUCCAUGGUGAGAAAUUGUACAGGAGACAUUGUGAAAUCCAUUGAGUUGGUUCUGAACGCUAAGGAGAAAAAAAAUGAAUCUGGCAGUGCAUCCCUGCCCCGUCUGCAUGGCUCAGUGCUCAAGCCUGCUGUUGGACUGUCAGGAGCGCUAAGUUCUUCAGGAACCAAGUCUGCUUUCUCCCCCCUACACAUCCACCCAGCCCCCAGUGGGGACGGCCUGUACGGGCUAAGUCCUCGCCUCGGUGUGAGUCCUCUACAGCUGGCCUAUUCCUCUGCCAGCACCGGUCUGGGCGGCCUCAUGUCUCCAUACAUGACUUCAGGUUUUAUGCCACUGUUGACCCUGCGUCCACCUUUGGACUCACAUUCUUUCCCAGGAAUGAUCAGAGACUUUUCUUACGUCCAGAGUAAGGAUUCUCUGUGCAGUACAACAGGCCUUUACACACGACUGAACAGUGACAAAUAAUGUACUUCAUAUUGUAUAACAUGACAAAUGUUGUUUUUGUUUCAAUUUCAUUUUUAAAGCUGAAUAAUGCAAAUUAAUUCUUA